UUUAAAUACACUCCACAUUGUUCGACAUUUCAAAUGUACAACAUUUAAGUAGAAAAACAUAAAAAAAUUUAAAAAUAUUUAAUACUAAUUGUUGACGAUUGGGCAACGCUGUGUCCACUUUUAUCAACUGCUGCGCGAUCAACGUGCAUGUGUGUAAGAAAGAGAGAGGAAGAACAAAGACUGAUAACACGAGCAUCUGUGUGAACGAGAACCAUUGUGAACCACUUUGCGAAAAAUCGUGUAAGACAUGGUCGAUAAUCUGACGGAGGAGCAGCGAGCAAAUCUACCCAAUAAUCCCAUGUUACCAACACCAGUGAUCACCUACGGCAUGGUUCACAAGCUGGAAUGCAAGCAGGAUCGCAAAGUGGCCCUGCCGACUGUUAUCGAUGAGGGAAGCGCUUCACUGGCCGCUGGCGAACCGAAAGCCACCAAGGAUGAAAAGCAGGUGAAAUACGCCUGGAAUUCACCCAGUUUGAUGAUUGUCUUCGAUGGCGGUGAUUUGAACUCGGCCUUGCAUCAUUUGGUUGCCUCGUUGCACAAUCCGUUUGCGGAGAAUGCCGUUGCCACACUCUUAAUCCAGGAGAGUGUGCGUGAACCGUUGCUCAAUCGUCUGGUGGAGCAAUUGCAGCAAUUGAAUAGCCAGGUGGCCAAUCAUCCCAACUAUGUGCGCACCUUGGCCAAAUUGCAAAAGUUGAAGGCCGAAACGAUUGUGGGCAACCCAAAGACAGUGCCACCAAAUGCCACGCCCAUGUUGGUCAGCGACUUGACGCACAACUUUCUGGGCGAUGGUCCAACGGGAGUCAUCACCUUGCACACGUUCCGCACGCCCAAGGAGGCCACCCAGGUGAACCUGAAGGAGACACUGGAAUACAGUUCGAUCAGCAUUUGGAAUGAGAAACUGGCCAGUGCCUAUGAGGUGUGUGCUCUGCUCAAGGAUAGCACCUUCAUGAUCAACUGCUUCAACGUGGACUUGUCGCCCAUCAAGGCUGCCUUUGAGGCCAACCAGAAUGAUGUGAAGAUCGUCAAGGGUUAUCACUAUGAGACCUUGACCAUCAAUCAACAGCGCAAGAUCAUUGUCUUUGCCGUUGGCACCAUUUUUGCCAAUUAAAGGACUUGCAGCAUGGAAGGAUGCAUGGAAUGACCAACCUCAAGGUGCUUUUAAGAGAUGCCAAUAUCUCUGCAUUAUAAUGAAUUUAUAUAUCGAACUGUAUACUGUUCAUAUUCCAUAUGUAGUCCGUUUUGUCUGAACUGUUUCUUUUUUUUAAUACUCCACUUGAUUGUUUUCAAUACACAAUGUUUAAGCCG
This is a messenger RNA of Drosophila innubila, 1305 nucleotides long. RefSeq lists its product as uncharacterized. The coding region runs from base 248 to 1108 and encodes 286 amino acids. Gene Ontology annotation, molecular function: oxidoreductase activity, acting on the aldehyde or oxo group of donors, NAD or NADP as acceptor. The record is from RefSeq and is a predicted model, not a curated record. Lineage: Eukaryota; Metazoa; Arthropoda; Insecta; Diptera; Drosophilidae. The transcript has 2 exons.